Messenger RNA from Protopterus annectens (West African lungfish), 5929 nucleotides. RefSeq names its product fucosyltransferase 9 (gene FUT9). The coding region runs from base 629 to 1723 and encodes 364 amino acids. Lineage: Eukaryota; Metazoa; Chordata; Ceratodontiformes; Protopteridae. The transcript is spliced from 4 exons. The record is from RefSeq and is a predicted model, not a curated record. Gene Ontology annotation, molecular function: alpha-(1->3)-fucosyltransferase activity. Gene Ontology annotation, cellular component: membrane.
UCUCCCCACCAUCCUAAAGCAAGCAGAACCACCAGUGGGGGAGAUAUUGCACCAGUAGUGGACAGAAGAGGAGGAGGAGGAGGGGGAAGAAUACCGUGCUUGGAAGUGAGAGAAACCCAGAUGAAUGCGGUACUUGUUUGCCUCUUUCUCUCACAUACACACUACAGAUUGCAGACCCCACUUGAUGGGAAGACGCCACUUCCUGCUUGCCUGUAGAAUACACACUUGUCUGUUCCUUAGGAUUACUUUUUUCUCGGCGGUCUGUGAUUAAAGGAGACCCUGCUAUCAGAAUUUGUACCUGCACUAUCGCUUCUGCACGCUAAAGGCAGCAGGACCACUAGCAGCACCAUCACCUGGGCAACAUGAUCCCAGCAGGCAGCGUGCACACCUCUUAUACCGCCAACAGCAGCAGCAGUUAGAGGACAUUUCGUGAACCUCCCUCCUGCAGAUGAUGCUGUGUAUAAGGAUGCCAGAGAAAUAUCCUGUCAUCGACACGAUUACAUGCAGUGCUAUUUAGGAUUCUAUAUCACCGGGUUAUUGCUUAAGUUCAUAUGUCAUGAAGGUGGGACAACACUUCAAGAUAACAGACCGGCCUCCUAAAAAUCACCUUGUCAUGCUGAUGUAAAUCAUGGCCCUGAGAACUAUGACAACAACAUCUAACAAAGGAGUUUUCCGGCCCCUUUUAAUUGCUUUUACAAUAGCUAGCUGCUUUCUUACAUUCUUGCUGUUGUAUAUUAAACCAACAAGAACCUGGAUCACCAAGCCAAUGGAAUCGGCAACUUCAGUUUUAAAAUUCAAAAGCUUUUUCACUGAGAACAUCAGUAAUAAUGAAACAGUUGUUCUGAUCUGGCUGUGGCCUUUUGGCCAGACAUUUGAUCUCAGUUCUUGUGAAUCACUAUUUGACAUUCAUGGAUGCCAUCUAACUGCAGACCGGUCACUAUACAAUCAGUCUCAUAUAGUUCUUAUUCAUCACAGAGAUAUUAGCUGGGACUUAACAAACUUACCACUACAGACUCGGCCUCCUUUCCAGAAAUGGGUGUGGAUGAACCUGGAAUCCCCAACUCACACACCACAAAAGAGUGGAAUUGCUCACCUUUUCAACUUGACUCUGACAUACAGACGAGACUCGGAUAUUGAAGUGCCAUAUGGGUUUUUAACAAUGAAUACCAUGAGCUCUGAUUUUGAGAUGCCAAUAAAAGACAAACUUGUAUGCUGGGUUGUAAGUAACUGGAAUCCUGACCAUGCAAGGGUAAAAUAUUACAAUGAACUGAAUCAGUAUAUUGAAAUCCAUACUUAUGGACAGGCAUUUGGAGAGUAUCUAAAUGCUAAAAGUCUAAUACCUACAAUUGCUACUUGUAAGUUUUACCUUUCUUUUGAAAACUCCAUCCAUGAAGACUAUAUUACUGAAAAGUUAUACAAUGCUUUGUUGGCAGGAUCUGUUCCUGUAGUACUUGGACCAAGUAGAGAAAAUUAUGAGAGCUAUAUUCCUUCUGACUCUUUUAUACAUGUUGAAGACUUUUCUAAUGCUAAAGAUCUGGCAGAUUAUUUAUUGAACCUUCAUAAAGAUGAAUCGCUGUACCUGCGUUAUUUUAAUUGGAGGAAAUACUUCUCUGUAAAGCUCACUCAUUUUUGGGAAAGUCAUGCAUGCCUAGCGUGUGAUCAUGCAAAACGACGCCAGGAAUAUAGAGCUAUCUCCAAUUUAGAAAAAUGGUUUUGGAAAUGACAUCUCAAUCAUCAUAGUUGCAACGUUUAAUGGAUUUUUAAGUUCUAUUCAACUUAAAUUAAUUGCUGUAAAGUGCUAUUUUUUCCAAUGAUCAUAAUUGUUACAUGUCUUCACAGAUAUGCCUAAAUGACAUUGGCAGUAUCAGUGCUAAUACUGAACAUUCAUCAUACUGUGACAUCAUUUUCUGCAAGUCUUUAUAUAUUUUUCUUUUCUUUAUCGUUAAAAGUAUUUUCAACGCUGACACUUCUUGAUUGUGCCAUUUAUGGGGAUAGCACUGUAGAUGCUGUUCCGUUCAAUGUAAUUGAUGCAUCAUUGAUGUUUCAGUGGGUGCUUUGAUCAGUAUUUAUUUGGUUUGUUAACAGCAUUUUUUUCAGCUGUGGUUGCCCUUGUUUAUCAGAUUUUAUUGGCUUUGGUAAUCACAUAAUUUCAAAACCUGGGAUUUUUUUUCAAUAUUGUGUUUUGUAUGUUUGUAAUUUUUAAACUUGUUUAAAAGCUGUGAAUAUACUGUACCCUUCUAAACAACUUGUGAGUGCUGUGUACAGGAUUUUAUUUACUUUUUUACUUUAGGUGAUAUCCCUCUUUUCAUUUUUUUCGAAUUAUAGAAAGUAUAGUAACAUACUACUUUUUAAGGUUAGAUUACUUAGUCUUGUACUCUCUAGGGAUGUCAUAUCUUAGCGUGGGGUAGUUCUGAAAAUGUUGAAACUAAAUAUAAAGUUCAUACAGAUGUUGUAAAAGAGAAAUUAGGUGGCACAUAAGCUGCACCUCACAUCUAUUCUGUGGGAUCAAAACUAGCAGAGAUAUCGCUGCCUUUAUUAGCCAAGUAAUUCUUUUUUCUUUGAUCAUGUUUCUGCUAAUGGACAUUUUUUUUCUGAAUUCGUAUCUCUCUAGAAUUGUAAGCCGCUAUACGGGUGGUUUAAUGUAAGUACACAAAAGUACAGUACCUCUAUUUAAGUCACGCUGUACCUCAGAAUGUCACCUUGUAUCACAAGCACAAGUAUAUUUGGAAUGUAUUCACUUGUUCACUUGCUGCUGUAUCCAAUACUGUAUUGCAUUUGUUUAAGGGUGGGCUGACGUGAUUAGCCCACACAGUCUACAAAUUAAUAAAAUGUAAUGCUUUACCUUGUUUUCUUCUCUCAGUUCCUGUCCCCUCUUUGUUGAUUCCUUUGAAGACAUUUAAAAUACCUCCAUGGAUUCCCUCUCCAUCUCCUGUUUUUGCAACCCUUUAGGGGUCUACAGUCGUCUCCAUUAUGAAUAACUUUCACAGCUCCAGGAAGUAGCUGUUCCCCAUAAUAUUAUACCAUAUACACUGUGGUGUCCUUUUUCUUCAUAAUGGCCCCAUCCCAUGUAUCUAACAUAAUACUGCCAACCUUUAUCACGUUUACAUCCCCUUCUACUCCACAGUGAGAACAGACUCAGAUACUCUUAUCUUUGGUCAUAAACUUUCUUUUCUCACAUACUCCUCUGAUAGCUUUCCUCUGUACUCCUUCCAGCAGUAUUUCUCUGUGUAUAGAUAGAUGCAGGACUGCAUGAAGUAUUCAAGGAUUUGACUAACUAGGGCCUGAAUUAGAGGCAUAUACUUGUUUUAAAAAUAUGAGCUGUAGAACUAUAACAAUUCUUAGCUAGUAUCAAGGUAGAUAGAGCCUCAUAAGUAAGGACUCAGAGUUGCAAUGCCAAAGCAUGGACAGUAGUCAUUUUCACAGGUCAUGUGUAAGACAGACAAAUAGGAGGAACCCAGAUGAUUUAAGAUGUGUUCAAGUAAUGCCCACAAUUCUUCACCUGCUGAUUGCAGUGGUUGAAGUGGAAUAUAGGGCAGCAAACCCCCCUUUAAAUACGCAGGACGAUUUAGGGCCUGCUGUGUAAGUGCUAAGAUGAUUAAAUGUUGACAACAGCACCACAGAAAACCCAUGCAAGUCCAGUUGCAUAAGGAUAAUAAGAAUGAAAUGAAAACUGCCAAACAAAUGCCUUUCUAUGGAACUCUGCACUCACUGAAACUGACUGAAGUCACCAAUAAAACAGCUGGUUGAAGCCACCAUCCAAGAGUCUGAUGUAAAGAAAAGUAUAAAUGUUCGAGUUAAUAAAAAUAGUGUGUACACUACUACUGCCAAAUCCAAGGAUGCAUUGUGUGCCAAACCAAGGAAUUUUUUUUCUCAAGUACAACCAUGAUAACUUAGAAGCAGGUUUUCUUCUUUUCUUUUAGUGUUAUAGUGUUCAUAAACAUCACUGAAGGAUUGAAUGCUUUUUUACUUAGCUGGGACCCCAUGUGUGCUCAACACUAAACAGCAGCUUCCUGAAACUAACAGUUCAAGUAUAGAAAUGUCCAAUGUGGUCAUAAUAAAGAUUUUAUAGAUUACAGGCAUGCAGUAUACUUAGUAAAAAUUUCCAAACUGCAGCUCCACCACACCUGCUCUUAAUUUUGUUAUUCUCACUCUAAUGCUGCUUAAAAGGUUCAUAAGUUCAUAGAUUAGUACUAGGUUAACUGCCCUUAUGGGCCAUUUUGAGCCUACCCACUUACCCUAUGUGGGAAUCAAACUCUGCCCUUUGUAUUUGCACAUUAAUCAUUAUACCAGCCUGUCAUCUCUCACAAAGAACAGUCAAUAACACAUAUGAGAAAGUUAUUUUAUUUUCUUUAGGAAGCUGUGAGCUUAGAAAACAUACACUAUUCAAAAAUGAUAGUGUAAUUUUCCAGUAUGCAACAAACAAUAUAAUAAUAUUUGCUGUUCCUUUGUGCAGUAAAGCCUAAGCAACUUUGAUAUUAUUGUAUAUCAAAGAACUAUAUAUAUAUAUGUGUGUGUGUGUGUGUGUGUGUGUGUGUGUGUGUGUGUGUGUGUGUGUGUGUGUGUGUGUGUGUGUAUAUGUGUAUGAGUCACUCCAAACUGGUUGUGUUAUAUUAAAUUAAAAAGAAAUUAAAAACUAAUCUGCGUUGGGUCACCUGAGCCAGAGUUAAGGUUUUAUCCCUGUACUCUGUGAUGCUGGCUAAACAUAAGCAUCACACCCCUGUCAAAUACAUGUUCUGGCAAUCAUGGCAAUCAUUGCAUCUCUAAUUUUGAGGUAUAUAACCUCUAAAAAGAACAAAAAAAUUGUUUGCAUGUUCCACAUGUGCAUGUAUUAUAUCCCUAUGCUAGAGCUAAUGAGAAAACAUCCUUUGCAGCUUUGGUGGAGUAUAAAAAAUGUGCAAGCACUUCCAGGUGAGCAUUAUAGGUUUUCUUGAUGUGGCAUAUCUUGAUAAAUGACAUAUGUAUCCUCAGUCUUAACUGUCUAAUUUCCUGUUUUUUCCACUACCUUACUUUUUAAUUCUCUAAGUGUUCUAGAUGUCCUUCAUACUUAGCCAUUGGUAGAUUGCUCCUUGCUUCCAAAAAAUGAAAUUAGUAUAGACAUUGCCUUCCCCAGAAACUGACUGAAUUCCCAUGCUUAAUAUAUUUUAAAAUUUCAACUGCAAUUAACUGUUUAAACCAAAUGUUUGUUUGCUUGACUGCAGGUGCCUCACACAACUCCAUACAUAAUCUGCUCCCACUAUACUAUAUUAAUCUUUCACUACUUUUGUUUCCAUAGGAUCCCUUCUCCUGAAACCCACAAUACUAUAGCCAGUAUGGGGAAAACAUAUUCUUUAUAUAUAUGGUACCUUUGUCAACACAUAAAGCAACUACUAAAUUCCAAAACUAAGCUCUUGGUGGCCACGAUGUACAGACAUGUCAAAGACCAACAAAACAGCACCGUCGUCACAGUUUUUUAAAAAACUUUGUCAGAUUCUGCUGAAGUAUUUUACAAAAGUGAAACAAAAAAUGCUGACUCAUUUCAUUACAAUGAUCUCAUCCAUUUUUGUACAUGAGGGAACUCACAUCUUCUAUCAAAGUGUAACUAAAAACAGAAUCUUUUAAAGUUCUUAUGAUUAUCCCUUAAACCAGCCAAAAGUGUCCAUAUGGCAAUGCAAGUUCCCAUGUGCAGUGAAUUCAAGACUUUCUUUGGAACUGCAUCACAAUAUAAACAUGGGUCUGCGACUCUCUGCCCAUCUAUCUCUUUUGCCACUACCAACUUUCCUUAUGACAUUCUAUGCCAUCCACCAUUGCAAAUAAAAUCUGUUAUUAUAUUUUAAUUGACUUCUAGGACUGACUUAGAGUAUAUCCAAUAAAAGAGUGAUGCAUGAUGCAAAAAAAAAAGAAGCAAAUGUAAAAGCAAUGUCUUUUGGCUUUUCCUGGUUAGGAGUUGCCA